UAGCAAUAGGUUUCUAAUUACUAUUUUUGACUUUAUAGAAACUGGUUUUUAUUAAGUAAUCAUAGCUGAUGAUGCUCAUUUAUUAGUCGUAACAUAUUCGAAGAUGGGCUGGCUCGUUUUCGUGGUUUUUGGUGCAGCCUUUUGUGACACUCUUCUGUACGUCACGCAGGGCUUUCCAUUCGAAUCAAACAUUAGGGGGAAAAGACAUCCACAAGAGAGCGGCUUAGUUUUCCAAACGAAUGGUGCUUUAAACCUAGGUGGUCUGAAUCUCCCACAAGUGAGAAAACGCCUACACGACCUAGUUGACACUGUGACAAACCCCUUGAAUAUCCAGAUCGUAUCCCAGGUGGAGCCUGUAAACUAUGAAUACGACCAACAGUACGAGUAUGGCGAUCAACAGUAUCAAAAUGGCCCUCCCUCUUUUGGACCUCCCCCAGGGGGCCCUCCACAUCACGGCCCCCCUCCGCAUUACGGUCCUCCUCCAGGCGGCCCCCCACAUCACGGUCCUCCUCCUCCUGGGGGCCCCCCACAUCACGGGCCUCCUCAUGGGGGCCCCCCACAUCACGGGCCUCCUCAUGGGGGCCCCCCACAUCACGGGCCUCCUCCAGGCCCCCCUCCAUAUUACGGUCCUCCUCCUGGGGCCCCCCCACAUCACGGGCCUCCUCCAAGGGGUCGCCAUCAUGGCCCCCCACCAAGAGGUCCCCCGUAUAGACAACCUCCAGACGAACCCGUUUACGAGAAUACCAAUGAGGAGAACAAUGAAAACUUGCCGGGAACGAAGCCCGAUUUCAGCCAACAACCGAAUUAUCCCGGCGAUGGUAACUUCGAUAUGAAUGUCGAAUACACAAGUAGCACUCCUCCAACGACUACGUCAAUAAAUUUGGAUGAGACGGUUUCGAAGAGGGCCAGUAAUGUUUCUGAGUAUAUAGAAGAUAAUUUCCCUGUUAUAUUGUUAAACGAAAAUGAAAUUAGGUGAUUGUUCGGCGUUUUCAAUAUAGAAAAAGUUAAA
This is a messenger RNA of Anoplophora glabripennis (Asian longhorned beetle), 1009 nucleotides long. Its product is annotated as proline-rich protein HaeIII subfamily 1-like. The record is from RefSeq and is a predicted model, not a curated record. The transcript has 2 exons. The coding region runs from base 104 to 976 and encodes 290 amino acids. NCBI's taxonomy places the organism in Eukaryota, Metazoa, Arthropoda, Insecta, Coleoptera, Cerambycidae.